AUGGAGAAAUCCUGGGUAGGCACGUGGAGACCUCAUCCCCGAAGGGGUCCAAUCCUUGCAGAGUUCAGCACCCCAGGUCCCAAGUAUGGCCUUCCUGGGACAACAGGUCACCCAGGUCAUGAUCCCACCAUGGCAAGAGCUCCUGCAUACUCAUUUCGAGGGACCAAAUGUCCUAGUGCAGAGACCUGCUCACCAGGUCCUCGAUACUUCAUUGAUUCAUCCAUCACCAAGACUGGGAAGUAUGUUUCUCCAUCGGCACAUGUGAUGGGACGAUACAAGACCAAGAGUGACAUCACCCCAGGACCCAGUGACUACACCACAGAGCCUGCUAACAAACAUGUCUACCACACUGCACCAGUGCGGAGCCUGAUGUCCCGGCCCAAGGACAUAAAAGGUUUCCAAACGCCAGGUCCUGCCGCCUAUACCCUGCCUAGGAUUCUGGGACCCCGCACAGCGUACACCCAUGCCGAACCAUGCUACUCCAUGAGAUGGAAGAGUCAAUACCAGAGCUGUUUUCAAGACUUGGCAAAGUACACAAUGGGACUAAAAACCGAACCUGUUGACAAGGGUAUAGGUCCAGGUCCAGCAGAAUACAGUCCUGGAAAGUUGUCAGUGACCAAGACCCGGGAUCCUGCUUUCAGUUUUGGAAUUCGACAUUCUGUCUACAAAGCUUCUUUAAUACCUGAAACACAUCCUGAUUAAAGACAGAUAGCCUGCA
This is a messenger RNA of Sturnus vulgaris (Common starling), 718 nucleotides long. NCBI's taxonomy places the organism in Eukaryota, Metazoa, Chordata, Aves, Passeriformes, Sturnidae. The record is from RefSeq and is a predicted model, not a curated record.